AAUCUUGUUGAGAUCAAUUAAUUACUCCUCUCUCCUUAUAUCCAGUUGUUCACAAUCCUGCAUUUUAGAUACUUCAAUCAAUCCACUACUGCACCACUAAUAAUCUUCCACGAAAGCCGGAUAAAUUAAUCAAUCCCACCGGAAAACGAAAAAAUGGAGAAAUCCGGCUAUGGCCGCGACGGCGUAUACAGAUCACUCCGUCCGCCGUUUUUCCCACCCAAAGAUCCAAACAUCUCCAUGGUUUCCUUCCUCUUCCGAAACAUUUCAUCCUUCUCCGACAAACGAGCCCUCGUCGAUUCGCACACCGGAGAAACCUUAAAUUUCGCCCAGUUCAAAUCCAUGGUUAACAAAGUCGCCCAAGGAUUACUCCAAUUGGGCGUCAAGAAAAACGACGUCGUACUCAUCUUCUCCCCCAACUCAAUCCAGUUCCCACUCUGUUUCCUCGGGAUCGUCGCCGUGGGAGCCAUCGCCACCACCGUAAACCCUCUCUACACCGUGUCGGAGUUAUCCAAACAGGUUCACGAUUCCAAAUCCAAGCUCAUAAUCACCGUCGAAGAAUUAAUCCCAAAGGUAAAGGACUUCGGUCUGCCCGUUAUAAUUCUAAACACCGACAAAAAAUGGGAUUCAGUUUCACCAAUCGGAAAAAUCCCAUCAAUCACUUCAUUUUCCGAGCUGGUUGACAACGAUGGAUCCGUGAAUUUAGACGGAGCCGUCAAACAAGACGACACCGCGGCAUUGCUGUACUCGUCGGGCACCACGGGCAUAAGCAAGGGCGUGGUACUCACGCACCGGAAUUUCAUCGCUUCCUCUCUGAUGAUCACCACAGAUCAGGAAUCCGUUUCCGAGACGAACGGCGUGUUUCUGUGUGUCCUGCCGAUGUUCCACGUGUUCGGUCUGGCUGUGAUCAUGUACGCGCAGCUCCAGCGCGGCAGCGCGGUUGUCUCGAUGUCGAAAUUCGAUUUGGAGAUGAUAUUGAAGGCUGUGGAUAAAUACGGGAUCACGCAUAUGUGGGUUGUACCUCCGAUUAUACUCGGAUUGGCCAAAAAUAGCAUCGUGAAGAAGUACAGCUUGUCUUCGUUGAAGCAGAUCGCGUCGGGGGCGGCCCCCCUCGGUAGGGAAUUGAUGCAAGAAUGUGCGAAUAACUUCCCUCAGGCCGUUGUUUGUCAGGGUUAUGGAAUGACCGAAACAUGCGGAAUUGUGUCUAUCGAGAAUCCGUAUUCUGGGCCAAGGCAUUCGGGCUCUGCUGGAAUGCUUGUUCCAGGUGUCGAGUGUCAAAUUGUUAGCGUUGACAAGUCAACGCCUCUGCCACCUGGCCAGUUGGGCGAAAUUUGGGUUCGAGGUCCCAAUAUGAUGCAAGGUUAUUUCAACAAUCCCGUAGCGACGAAGCUUACGAUCGAUAAACAGAGAUGGGUGCAUACUGGAGAUCUUGGGUACUUUGAUGAAGACGGUCAACUAUUUGUCGUUGACCGGAUUAAAGAGCUCAUCAAGUACAAAGGCUAUCAGGUUGCUCCAGCGGAGCUCGAAGGGCUGCUCGUGUCUCACCCUGAGAUAUCAGAUGCCGUUGUCAUACCGUUUCCGGAUGCUGAAGCUGGUGAAGUUCCUGCUGCUUAUGUUGUCCGAGCCCCUAAUAGCUCACUGUCUGAAGAAGAUAUCAAGAAGUUUAUUGCAGAACAGGUGGCGCCAUUUAAGAGAUUAAGGAGAGUUACGUUCAUAACCAGUGUCCCGAAAUCAGCAGCGGGAAAGAUACUGAGAAGAGAACUCAUUGAAAAGGUCCGAUCGAAAAUAUAGUUAACAUCGUCGUAUUCGUAUUCUAGUUUUUAUACUCGUGUCGUGUAAGUACUGAGGGAAGUUGGUGUGUCUGUAGUGCUACUGUUGUAUUGCAGCCAUGUUGUUCUAAUAAAGCUGUUGCUUCUCUAUUUUGAUAAAUCCUUGAUGAAUAAAAUGUUGGUAUUAGGGGUAUAAUCUUUGUA
Messenger RNA from Erythranthe guttata (spotted monkey flower), 1970 nucleotides. Its product is annotated as AMP-dependent synthetase and ligase family protein. NCBI's taxonomy places the organism in Eukaryota, Viridiplantae, Streptophyta, Magnoliopsida, Lamiales, Phrymaceae. The record is from RefSeq and is a predicted model, not a curated record. Gene Ontology annotation, molecular function: CoA-ligase activity.